AUGCGCAUGUACCAUCGAGGAGAAAUCCCGCCAAUGGACGGUGAUAGGUCCCAAGGAAAAAGCUUCCCGCGAAACCACCAAAAUCUGGGCAGCAGGAGAAGCGCGGACGACAACCCCGUCCGAGGAAGGAUGCAGAAAAGGCGGAAGCCCCGCUUGGGAAAAGGAAUCGUGAUGACCACGACGACCUACCUCCCGCCACCGAAGCGACAAGUCAGCAUGAUCAUGGGAGGCUUCCUGGAUAACGACGAUUCCAUAUCGGCGAUCAAGGAAUACGAACGAAAGGCCGUCGCGGCACAACGCUACCCGUAUAUCCAUAAAGGGAUCCCUACCAUCUCCUUCACGGAUAAGGAUGCGAGCGGGCUGGACAUCCCUCACCUUGACCCACUCGUAAUCACUCUACAGAUCCACGACUGUGACGUCGCGAAGGUCCUGGUUGAUACCGGGAGUACGGUGAACCUCAUCUUUUUGGAAACACUGAACCGCAUGGGGUGGAGGAAGGAUCUAUCAAACCUACAUCCCGUCCCCUCACCGGUUUCACCGCCGAGCAUGUUUACAGCUGUGGCACAGUCCGGCUCCCCGUUUAUGUCGGCGGAAUUUCAAAGCUCUUGA
Messenger RNA from Microthlaspi erraticum, 609 nucleotides. Lineage: Eukaryota; Viridiplantae; Streptophyta; Magnoliopsida; Brassicales; Brassicaceae. The record is from the annotation of a GenBank genome assembly.